Messenger RNA from Arabidopsis arenosa, 2940 nucleotides. The record is from the annotation of a GenBank genome assembly. NCBI's taxonomy places the organism in Eukaryota, Viridiplantae, Streptophyta, Magnoliopsida, Brassicales, Brassicaceae.
UUUCAGAUUUUUUCUCAAACAAUUUCGAGAGCGCGCGCAAGAAAUUGAGAGCGACAGAGCGAGAGACCAAGAGCGAGAGAUCGAUUUCGUCAUUUUGUUGCUUACAAUCUCGAUCUCCGAUCUCGAGAUGCAGAAGUUAGGGUUUCCGGCGAUGAAGAGCUUGGAUCAACUCCGAUCGUUGUCUGGAUCGGCGAAGACGUACUCCUUCUCCACUCGUCCGCCUCAGGAUUCCGUCUCCUCCGGAAGUUUCUCGAAUUUGAAACUCACUGCAGAGAAACUGGUGAAGGAUCAGGCGGCUAUGAGAACAGAUCUAGAACUGGCGGUUUGCGUUUAUGAAAGUAGUUUUGAUCUGGAGAAUUGUAAGCUAAAAAAGUCACUGGAGCAUGUCUAUGCCUUAGAGGAGAAACUUCAGAACGCCUUUAAUGAGAAUGCUAAGCUCAGAGUUAGGCAAAAGGAAGAUGAGAAGCUUUGGAGAGGAUUGGAAUCUAAGUUCUCUUCAACAAAGACUCUGUGUGAUCAACUUACUGAGACUCUGCAGCAUUUAGCUUCUCAAGUUCAGGAUGCUGAGAAGGAUAAAAGUUUUUCUGAGACCAAAUUCAGUACUAGUUCAAAAGCAAUAGACUCUUUGAACCAGCAAAUGCGAGACAUGUCUUUAAGAUUAGAUGCUGCUAAAGAAGAAAUCACAAGCAGAGAUAAGGAAUUGGAGGAGCUCAAACUCGAGAAACAACAGAAAGAAAUGUUCUAUCAAACUGAACGGUGCGGAACUGCCAGUCUCAUUGAGAAGAAAGAUGCUGUGAUAAAAGAGUUGGAAGCAACUGCAGCCGAAAGAAAACUCAACACUGAAAACUUGAACUCCCAACUAGAAAAGCUACUUCUUGAGUUAACAACAAAAGAAGACGAGGCCAAAGAUCUUGUCAGUAUCCAAGAGAAGUUGGAGAGAGAAAAGACGAGUGUUCAGCUGAGUGCAGAUAAACUUUUUGAAAAAGUAGUCAGCUCAGAGCAGGAGGUUAAGAAGCUCGAUGAAUUUGUCCACUACUUGGUAGCUGAGUUGGCUGAAUUGGACAGAAAGAAUCUGACCUUCAAGGAAAAGUUUGAGAAACUAAGUGGCCUAUAUGAUACCCACUUUAUGUUGUUGCGUAAAGACAGAGAUCUUGCAUCAGAUCGUGCUCAAAGAUCGUUUGAUCAACUCCAGGGCGAGUUUUCUAGCGUAACUGCCCAAAAAGAAGCUCUGGAAUCAACACGCAAUGAACUAAGUGAAAAAAUAGUUGAGCUCCAGAAUGAUAAAGAGUCUUUAAUAUCUCAACUUUCUGGGGUACGCUUCUCUGCAAGCCAGACUAUUGAUAAAUUGGAGUCUGAAGCAAAAGAACUUGUUUUAAAGAACGCUGAAACAGAAUCAGUGAUUUCGAAGCUGAAAGAGGAAAUAGAAACUUUAUUGGAAAGUGUAAAGACAUCAGAGGAUAAGAAGCAAGAAUUGUCAAUAAAGCUUUCAUCAUUAGAGAUGGAAAGCAAAGAGAAGUACGAGACACUGCAGGCAGAUGCACAUAGAAAAGUUGGGGAACUAGAGACUUUGCAAAAAGAGAGUGAGAGCCAUCACUUGCAGGCGGAUUUGUUGGCGAAAGAGGUGAACCAGCUCCAAACCGUCAUAGAGGAGAAAGGGAAUCUUAUCCUGCAGUGCAAUGAAAACGAGAAGAAUUUAAACCAACAAAUCAUUAAGGACAAGGAGCUACUGGCAACUGCUGAAACUAAGCUUGUAGAAGCAAAGAAGCAAUAUGACCUGAUGCUAGAAAGUAAACAGUUGGAAUUGUCAAGGCACUUAAAAGAAUUAUCACAGAGGAAUGACCAGGCAAUUAAUGAUAUCAGGAGGAAGUAUGAUGUAGAGAAGCAGGAGAUUAUUAAUUCUGAAAAGGACAAGGUUGAAAAGAUAAUCAAGGAGCUGUCCACUAAAUAUGAUAAAGAACUCUCAGAUUGCAAAGAAGAAUCAAAGAGGCAACUGUUGACCAUUCAAGAGGAACAUUCUUCUCUGAUUCUCAGUAUUCGGAAGGAGCAUGAGAGUAAGGAGCUCAAUCUCAAAGCCAAGUAUGACCAGGAACUGAGACAAAAUCAGAUUCAGGCUGAAAAUGAACUGAAAGAGAGGAUAACAGCUCUGAAGAGUGAGCAUGAUGCUCAGUUGAAAGCAUUCAAGUGUCAGUAUGAAGAUGACUGCAAGAAGCUGCAAGAAGAAUUAGAUCUUCAAAGGAAAAAAGAAGAGAGGCAAAGAGCUUUGGUGCAGUUACAGUGGAAGGUGAUGAGUGACAAUCCACCUGAAGCGCAAGAAGUAAACUCAAACAAGGACUAUUCACUUUCGUCGAUGAAAGUGAAAGAAUCUCGUCUUGGUGGUAAUAAAAGAAGCGAGCAUAUAACAGACUCUCCUUAUGUAAAGGCAAAAGUAACAACUGUGUCAAAUAUAUUGAAGAAGGCUAAAAAUGUAAACACAGGAAGCGUAAUGAGCAUUCCAAAUCCAAAGCAUCAUAGCAAGGAGCCACAAAGACGCAGUACUAGGUUGACACCCAAAUUGAUGACCCCCAAAAGUAUCGCCAAGGAAACAGCGAUGGGCGGUCAUCCUCGCUCUGCAAAUAUUGGAGACUUGUUUUCAGAAGGUUCCCUCAACCCAUAUGCUGAUGAUCCCUAUGCAUUUGAUUGAAGUCUACCUCGCAAAGUCAGUUCCCUAUCUCUCUUAACUCUCAGAUACAUACUCUUUGUGAAAGCUUGCUCACUGAUUUACAUAAACAUUUUGCUGCUUGCAUCAACUAUCUAAUUUUUAUAACAUGGAAUAACGAUGCGAGUGUUUCAAAAACUUGUAAAUGUUGGUAAGAGAAAUAAUCCGGAAUCUGCUUCUGACCCAGUAGCUGGUUUCAGAAAACAUUGAUAAAAACCUUGCAUCAAUCAAAAGUGUUUGAGUAU